CUCAUGAACGAGUCGUGUACCCGGGAUACACAAUAUAAUAUUAUAUAAAUAUGGCUGUCGUAUGAAGUUCAGCUCGCAUAAGUACCACGCAUGUGUAACCUAUAUGUAUCAAUACGAUUUAAUAGUAUAAAGAAGUGUUUGGAAUUAAUUGUCGGAGAGUUCUUCACUGAUGGACCGAGAACAUUUUUUAAGUAUCAGAAGAAUGAAGAUGAAUUUUCAUCACGCGACGUUGAUCUUCUUAUUGGUCUGCUGCUGUGGCGUAGUCGAUCGUACCGUUCAGGCAAAUAUCAUUAGCGGGCGCUACUACGGUCCUCAUCACCAUCGAAUAGACAGAGGUUGCUUAUACGGCACCGCAGGCGCUUAUCACCAAGGACGUCAACAGUAUCGGAAUAUUGGCCUGAUUGGUAAUGGCAUCGGCGGCUCUCUUCCAUCACUUACGCAGUUGCCCGCUGCUUCGGCUUCAAUCGCAACGACCGCCACCGUAGCGAUGCCCCGAUACAAUUAUAACCGUGGUCUCCUCCCUUAUAAAAACGUCAUAAUCCCGAUGUCUCCGUAUUACUGGUCGCCAAUAAAAUCCAAACUGCUACACCGCAAUAACGAACAUUACCGCGAUUGCGGAAGUGUCUCGGCCAUCGGAAGGCAGAAACAGCAGCUAUUCGGCGGAUUGGUCCCGAAGAAAAUACGAAAGGUCGUCAUCGAUGGGCCUGGCGGACACGUAUUUCAGUCGUUUAUCAGACCUAAUACUCAUUAUGGUACGACGGAAUUUACUGUUAAGCGUUGACGAAUGACGGCUUUUUGAAUCCGUUCGGAUCCGAAUUUACCACUGAUUCCUAAAAAAAUACCAUCGUCUGCCUCUCACCAGGAUGAUUUUGGAUGAUUUUAUUUUAUAUAAAUAAAAUAGUUGCAUUAAUUAUUUAA
Melanaphis sacchari is the source of this 918-nucleotide messenger RNA. RefSeq lists its product as uncharacterized. The coding region runs from base 170 to 781 and encodes 203 amino acids. The transcript is spliced from 4 exons. NCBI's taxonomy places the organism in Eukaryota, Metazoa, Arthropoda, Insecta, Hemiptera, Aphididae. The record is from RefSeq and is a predicted model, not a curated record.